GCAGAGCACACCAAAGAGUGCAGGCAUUUGGCUGUUUAGUGAUGAACUGAGGCGUGCAGAUCCUGUAUGAAAACAAAGCUGAAAUUUAGACGUGCAAGAUGGAGUUAUUGCUGUUUAUUACACUAUUAAGCUCUCUGACAAGUUCACUUUGCCAGCAGCAAUCCAGUGUCCUUACUCCGCCUUAUUUUAACAUUGCAGAAGGAAAAUCUAUUGAAGCAACAUCGACAUGUGGAGAUGAAGGAGAACCAGAGCGUUAUUGUAAACUGGCAGGAAAUACAGGCGUAAACAGUUUUCGCUACCAUGAACAAGACAUCGUGGAUGGCCAGUACUGUGACUAUUGUGACUCGCAAGAUUCACUUCGGGCUCAUCCUGCUGAAUACGCUAUUGACGGUACUGAGAAAUGGUGGCAAAGCCCUCCACUCUCUCGAUCUUUUGAUUACAGUAAAGUCAAUAUCACUAUUGAUCUCGGACAACUUUUCAAUGUGGCGUAUGUUAUCAUCAAGUUUGCAAACUCUCCAAGACCGGGUGUGUGGGUUCUAGAAAAAUCAGUUGAUUAUGGAGAGAGCUAUGAACCUUGGCAAUACUUUGCAGAUACUCCUAGCGAUUGCUUCAACUUUUUUGGUAUAGAUUCUGAUGACCAACUUACUUCUGAUGAUGAUGUUAUUUGUACAACUGAAUACUCUGCAAUUGUGCCGCUUGAGGAUGGAGAGAUUGUUGUGUCGCUUAUAAAUGGGCGCCCAGGAGCCAGAACUUUUUAUGACUCUCCGGUCCUCCAAGAAUUUACAAGUGCCACAAAUGUUCGUCUUCGCCUCAUACAAACCAAAACACUUCUUGGUCAUCUGAUGGCAAAACAGCAACAGGAUCCAACUGUAACCAGGAGAUACUUCUACAGUAUUAAAGAUAUUUCGAUUGGUGGACGUUGUGUAUGCAAUGGACAUGCCAACUCCUGCGAUACCCCAGUUCCGGGAAAUCCAGAACGGUCCAUGUGUACGUGUUCCCACAAUACCUGUGGUGCAGAAUGUGAGCAGUGUUGUCCUGGCUUUGUUCAGAAGGAAUGGAGACCAGCGUCGCCAGAGAGUGCCAAUGAAUGUGAACCAUGUAACUGCUAUGGACAUUCUAACGAAUGUGUGUAUGAUGAAGGGGUAGCAUUACGUUCCGAGUCGAUUGAUAUCCACGGUAACUAUUCGGGAGGAGGAGUUUGUACCAACUGUAGGGAUAAUACCCAGGGAAUAAACUGCAAUGAAUGCAUUGCUGGAUUCUACCGUGUACAAGGAGAACCACUUGACUCGCCAUAUGUUUGUAGAAGGUGUGAAUGUGAUCCUUACUUCUCAACUGGCAACUGUGCUCCUUCGACUGGCUUGUGUGAAUGUAAACCGCAGUUUACUGGUGAUGGAUGCUCUGAUUGUAGUCCAGGGUAUUACAGUUUUCCUGAGUGUAAAGCUUGCGAUUGCCACAUUCAAGGCACCCAUGAGGCGCUGUGCCAAGCCAAUGGAGGGCAAUGUCCGUGCAAGUAUAACUAUGGAGGCCUCAACUGUGAUGUGUGUGCCCCUGGGUUCUACAACUUUCCAGAGUGCACUCCAUGUGGAUGUAAUUUUGCUGGUAUUGUGAGUCCUACAUGUGAACCAACUACUGGACAGUGUAGAUGUCAACAAAACUUUGCAGGGCGUGCUUGUGAUCAGUGUAGUGAUGGAUAUUACAGUGAAUUUGAUUGUGUUGCCUGCGACUGUGAUACGCAAGGUACAGUACGUGAGGUAUGCAACAAGACAACGUCGGAGUGUUUGUGUAAGAGUAACUUUGCAGGAAGCCGUUGUGAUCGCUGUGCAGAAGGUUUGAGUAUGACCGCUCAAGUAUGGCGAGAUGAAGGCCACAACUCGACUAAGCCCGUCAGCCUAAAGCCAUCAGUAAAGAAACGCCAUCUCUGGACGUAUACGCAGGAAUAUUUAAUAGAUAUCUGGAAGGAGCCAGAAAUCGCCGAAAAAAUUGAAGAUAAAUUGUAUCGUCAGAAGGCUGGUGUCCACGAAAGGAUAGCAGAGAGAAUGCGGGACUUAAUCCACAAUAGCAUAACAUCGGCAAUUGUUGCGACAAAGUUGAAAAAUCUAAGAGCAGACCACAAGGCUGUGAGAGACAUUUUUAUUCCUAGGACGGCUUGUAGUUGUGACGUAUCCGGGACUGGUGGUCUAAUCCAGUGUAACAAUCAAGGUCAAUGUCCUUGUCAGGCAAAUUUUGGUGGCAUGAAGUGCGACUCUUGUAACACCGGAUAUUAUCGCUUCCCAGAAUGCUUAUUGUGUGGCUGUAGAUUCUUCAGUUCAAACUCACUAGAGUGUGACCAGCUUACUGGGCAAUGUGACUGUCUGGAAAAUUAUAGGGGCCGCAUGUGUGAUGUUUGUAACCAAGGGUUUUAUAACUUCCCGAAAUGUGAAGAAUGUGAUUGUGCUCCAGCUGGUGUACAAGAACUUGCUGGUCAACCUCUUGGUGGCUGUGGUGCUGAGACCAAGGGAGCAUGUAUCUGUAAGAGAUAUGUAGUGGGGAGGUCAUGUGAUACAUGUGCACCGUUAUACUGGAAUCUUCAAUCGAGCAACCCUGAUGGUUGUGAGAACUGCAAUUGCUUUACUCCAGGAACAAUAUCUGGUAGUGACAGGUGCGACACUGUGAGUGGACAAUGUUUUUGCAAACUUCGGACCAGUGGUAGAAUUUGUAAUGAAUGCGAAGAUGGUGCCUAUCAGCUUAGUGAAGGAAAUUCAUUUGGCUGCACAGCAUGUAAUUGUGAUAUUGGUGGAGCUGUAAAUAAUGUGUGCAACAAAUUUACUGGAAAUUGCAUUUGCAAACCUAGGAUUCGUGGACAGAACUGUGAUCAGCCAGAAUUUGCUCACUAUUUUGCUGACCUUUACCAAUACAAGUAUGAAAUUGAAUUGGGCCAAACUACAGAUGGUAGCAAGCUACGUAUUGGGUAUGAUCAAACCAUCUUCCCAGACUUCUCUUACAUUGGAUAUGCUAUAAUGUCUGACAAUCUGCAGCCUUCCGUUAUUUUAAAUAUACCUGUCGAAGUUCCAGAUAUCUAUCGCAUUGUGCUUCGCUACAUGUACAGUGGCGCUGAACCUGUGUAUGGUACAAUUCGCAUGAUUCCCCGCAACAUGGAAACAAGUUCAGAGCAAGAGUCUCGUAUAUUAUUUAAAACUGGUGGUGUACCGCAGCUUGUAACUGUUGAAGGUAACUUUGUAAUUUCACCUUUCGUGCUAAACCGGGACUACUGGCGUGCUGUUAUAGAUGCUCCCUCAGGUGUAAUGCUGGAUUACCUUGUUUUGCUGCCGUCAGUAUAUUUUGAAGCCAGAAUUCUGAAAUACGAUGUCACUGAACCAUGCGUAGCAGGACAAGAUCAAGAGAGGUGCAAUUAUUAUACUUUUCCGAGAUUGGAACAAUUUGAUAUACUUCUUGGACAGGCCGGUUACUACACAAAUGAUAAUGGUGACAUUGAACGUACCAACCUCUUCUCUGAUAUCACUAUAUUGGAAGAUCUAGGUGUCUCUGCCAUGGCUUACUUAAGUCCAGAUCAGCCAUAUAUAAAUGUAUCGUAUCCAGUAGAUUCUGUCGGCAAUUAUGUGUUUGUGAUCGAGUAUUAUGGGGGAGGUCCAGGUGCUCACCGUGGCAGGUUUGAUAUCACACUUCCUGAUGGGCAGCAGUCAGGAUAUGUUGUCAUUUACAAUUGUAACUUCUUGUGCCGAGGAGUUGUGAUGGACACCCAAAAUCGUGUGAAAGUAUUCAACUUGACAGAAAAACUGUUCAGCGCUAGUUUCUCUGAAUAUGGUCGAAAUUUUGUCUUCGCUCUUAGUUCCAUUGUUGCUGUACCAGCAGACAAAUGGAGUAUGGAUUUGAUUACCCCAUCCUUAAUGUGUGUCAGAGAUGAAAGUAAAAACUGUCUUCCAUCCGGUUACGUAGUUCCAGUACAAGUUGUCCGCAUCGAAGCUGAGAAAGAAACAGAGACAGACAUUCAAUUUCCUUUACCUUCCAUGUCUAGUGACAAAAAUAUUCUCUAUUACAUGGAUACAGAUGCUGGAAGGAUGGAUUUACAAAUUGAAGAUGGUAAUCCGGGAAUUGGACGAUGGGUAUUUGUUGUUCAUUAUUAUCAACCAUUGAGUUCAUCUUAUGAUGUGUUCUUUGACCUUCCUGGAGAAGUUGAAUCUUCAGGUCACUUCAAAGCUAAAUACUGCCCUAAUACAGCAGGAUGCCGCACUGUAGUGUUCAACACAAAUGGAGGUAAUACCUUUGAUUUGUUAGGUGUUGGCAGUGACCUUCAAAUCACUCUACCAAAUGGAGAUAAGCGUACACUUUGGAUUGAUUACAUUCUCGCAAUUCCAGAGGACAAAUAUAGUGACAGUAUUCUAAAAGAAAAUGCUCAAGAUCGAACUGGUGACUUUAUCAGAGAGUGUGGUAGUCAGGACUUCUACAUAAGCCAAUCAGCGUCUGGAUUCUGCCGAGAUUCAGUCUUUUCACUGACAACAGCUUACAAUAAUGGCGCUUUAUCGUGUGACUGCAACAUCGAUGGAUCAUUAAACUACUAUUGCGAGGAGCUUGGUGGGCAGUGUCCUUGCCGAGAACAUGUUACUGGUCGUCAGUGUGACCGAUGUUUGAUUGGGUUUUAUGGUUUUCCUUUAUGUGCAGAAUGCCGUUGCUUGUCAGGAGUUUGUAAUGAAGAGAAUGGCCAGUGUACAUGUCCACCAAAUGUGGCUGGAGAAUUCUGUGAUCAAUGUCUGGAAAACCAUUAUGGAUAUGACCCUAUUGCAGGAUGUGUUGCAUGUGACUGUGAUGAAAGAGGCACUUUAAACAAUGAUCUGAGUUGUGAUGACACCACAGGACAGUGCAAUUGCAAACAGAAUGUAGCAGAUCGUCAAUGCAGCUCUUGCAAUCCUGGCUACCAUUCCUAUCCAUUUUGUAAAGAUUGUAGAUGUAAUAUUUUUGGCACACAGGACGGCAUUUGCAAUCAAACUAAUGCUGAAUGCCUGUGCAAGGAAAAUGUUGAAGGAGAUUUUUGCAGUGAAUGUAAGCAAGGUACAUUUUCUCUGGAAGAGCGAAACCCGAGGGGUUGUACUUCCUGUUUCUGUUUUGGUAUUACAACUGAGUGUCAAAUUGCAACUGUUAAUAGAGGCCAAGUAAAUACCAUGGACGGUUGGAAUGUGACCAAUUUGAGGGACCCUCAAAUUCGUACAGCUGGUAAUCGCAUAAAUGUCUACAUAGACGGAACUGGAGACAAUGCUCAAGCUACAAUUUAUUGGGUAGCUCCUGCAGAGUACUUGGGAGAUAAGAUUGGCUCCUAUGGAGGAAAACUACGUUAUAGAGUGGAAAAUAACAUAAGGUUAGCAAGAGGUGAUGCUGCAGAUUCUUCACAGCAAAAUCUGCCUUUGAUUCGUCCAGAUGUCAUCUUAUCUGGGAAUGGACAAAACUUGAUGUACAGUAACCUAAAUAGACCUGUUGAAACUGGAGAACUAGUUGAAAUUGAUUUACUGGAGACAAGUUUCCAAGAUACAUUUAGUGGUGCACCUGUGUCACGGCAAACAUUGAUGUUGGUUUUGGCUGAUUUAAGUUCCCUUCAAAUUCAGGCACAGUAUUACCAGAAAGUAAUAGAUGCAAGUUUGAGUGACGUUUCAAUGGACACUGCUGUCAAAGAUUUGUCCGGUGUACGAGAGGUUGGUGUGGAAUCCUGCAGAUGCCCUGCUGGGUAUGAAGGCUUAUCUUGUCAGGACUGUGCUGAAGGGUACUAUCGAAGGAGUGGAUCAUAUUUGGGUAUCUGUGUGCCAUGCGAGUGUCAUAAUCAUGCCGACUCUUGUGAUCCCAACACUGGCCGCUGCUUGUUCUGUGACCACAAUACUGAAGGUUUGAAUUGUGAAAGCUGCAGUACUGGUUUCUAUGGUGAUGCGAGACGGGGAACUGCUUUUGACUGUCAAAUAUGUCCAUGUCCAUUUGCUGUUGUUGGAAGCACGUUUGCCUCAACAUGUCAGCCUCCAGACCACUUAAGCCAAAAUUUCAACUGUGAUUGUUUACUUGGGUACAAGACUGAAAAUUGCAGUGUGUGUGAAAAUGGUUAUUAUGGUAAUCCUGAUCAGAUUGGUGGAUAUUGUGAACCAUGUUUUUGCAAUGGCAACUUAGACCCAAAUGCUGUAGGCAACAUUUGUGACGGUUCAAGCGGUGCAUGCCUCCUCUGCUUAGAAGGAUUCGCUGGAUAUAGCUGUAAUGAAUGUGCUAAUGGCUUCUAUGGAGAUGCCGUAAGAAAUAAAAACUGUUCACGUUGUAACUGCAACAGCUGUGGAACUGAACGUUGCGACAACACUAAUGGCUUCUGCAAUUGCAAAAGAAACGUGAUGGGUGAAACAUGCGACCGUUGCAGGCCCAACACUUGGAACUUUAAUUCAUGUGGUGGUUGUGAAUCUUGCUCGUGUGCAGUUGGCUCGGUGACAGAGCAGUGUGAUGAAAUCGAUGGUUCGUGUUCAUGUUUGCCUGGUGUUGAAGGUGUGAAGUGUGAUCGCUGUCAACGAGGACACUGGGAUUAUGGACCAGCAGGCUGUCAAAAGUGCAACUGUCCAGAGCUCUUGGAGUGUGAGGCAGAUUCUGGCAAGUGUAUUUGUCCACCUGGGGCAACCGGGAAACGAUGCGACCGAUGUGCGCCACGAUAUGUUUUUACACCCGCAGGUUGUAUGCCAUGUGAUAGCUGUGUGCAUACGUUAUUAGAUAUCUUGGAUGAUAUGUUAUUUAAAGUGAAUAACACUAAGCCUGGUGCUGUGGCAAUUGGAUUAGAAGCUUUUUCCAAGAUUGACGAUCUAAAUAAUACAUUAUACAAUGAACUUAAGGUACCUAAUUUAUUUAUUUGUUGUAUGCCAUGUGAUAGCUGUGUGCAUACGUUAUUAGAUAUCUUGGAUGAUAUGUUAUUUAAAGUGAAUAACACUAAGCCUGGUGCUGUGGCAAUUGGAUUAGAAGCUUUUUCCAAGAUUGACAAUCUAAAUAAUACAUUAUACAAUGAACUUAAGCCUGGUGUGGCAAAUGCAGUUGUAGAUUCAAGUCUUGUGUCUACUGAUUUAACUCCUCUAUAUCAACUUUUGGACAAUGUAACUAUGUAUGCUGACGGAAUUCAGAAAAAUUCUUUAGCAAAGAUGGUUGAUGCUGAUGAAGCUAGCCUAGAAGCUGUUGAAACAAGUAAAAAUGCAGUGGAUUUGGAAAAAUUUAUUAAUGACACGUUCAAAGAUCUUAAAGAUAUGAUUGAAAACCAAAGAGCAAUGCAGAUUGAGGGCCAAACUGAAGACAUUCAGAGAAGACUUGAAGAAGCCAGAGCAAUUGUAUCUGAUUUAGAAUCCACAGAUUUUUCAAAAUCUGAACAACUAAGCCUUGCUGAGAAAGCUGCGGCAGAAGAAUUAUUGGAAGCUGCUAAGAAUUUGACAACUUUGAGUCAAGGUUUACUAGAUAAAAUUUUAGAAGUGACUGGAAAUACUGAAGAACAGAUGAAGAAAUUGCAAGAACUUAUUGACCUUAGUGGACAGGCAACCAACCUUAGUAUGCAGGCCAAUCAGUUGAACAAUGCCAAUGCAGCACAAGCAGUAAAGGCUGCAAUUGCUUCUGCCAUUGAUUCUUUUGGCAAAGGCUCAUCGAAUAUUCUCAGUGGUUUUGAGUUACUUGACCUUGCACGAAAGUUACUCCAGGAAGCCAACGAUGCCUAUCAGAAACUCCAAAAUGAUUUCACUCGUCUCGAUGAAGGUAUCAAGCGACUUGACCCAGUUGUUGAAGCUCUUGCUCUUGCUCUAGGAAGGUUGAGGCCUCUGGUUACACAGUCUGGGGAACAUGCUAAAAAUCUCACCAGUUAUGCCAUGGAGAUUGUGGAGCUUUCAAAAGUUGGCACAGCAUAUGCAGAACAAGCUAGAAAAGCUGCAAAUGCUUACAAAGAUAUUGUAGAUGCUAUCGAUAAGGCUGAUACAGCUGCCAAAACGGCUAAAGCUGCAGCUGACAAAGCUCUUGCGGAUACCAGUGGAGUUGGUGACAAGGCCAAAAGAAUUUUGAAGAAAGGCCGCAAACAAAAGAAAUCAGCUGAGGAACUAAAAGAGGAAGUUGAUGCUCUUGGACCCAAACUGGAGGCAACUAAACAGAGUAUGGAAGAACUAAGUAAUAUAAAUCAAGAGACCAGCAAACUAUUGCAGAACCUAAGAGAAGGAAUUGCAAAUCUACCAAAUGUUGAUUCAGAUGCAGCUCUUAAAGCUGUUGCUACGGCAAUGAGUGCUAGUAAUAUUGCAAACGAAACCAAGGUUUUAGUACAGACUAUGCAAGGUGAAUUGAGUGUUUAUACUGACAGAUUAGCUGGCAUAGAUGAGGAUGUGAUGGCUGCUAAUAAUGCUUUGGAUCAGGCAGAGGCAAAGCUUGACAAGUCAGGAGAACACAUUACUACUGCGGGAAGUCUAAUGCAGGAUAUUCAGAGCAAUGCAGCUGAAGUUGAUGAAGGAAAGGAAGGCCUGAAACUUGACAUCAGUGAAAUUAAAAGGCUUGUGCAGCAGGCAAGAGGAGCUGCUGAUCAGAUCAAGGUAGCUGUGUCCUUCGCCGAAGAGGGUGCUUAUGUGAAGGCGAGAUCCUUGCCUGCAAGUGAUAGUACCUUCACCAAAGUUUCCUUUAACAUCAACAAUGCGACUGAUGGCCUCCUGUUCUUCAAUGGCGGUCCAACUAAACAGGAUGACUUCAUAGCUAGUGAGAUAAUAGAUGGACAUGUUAACUUAAUAUAUCGUUUGGGAACUGACGAACCAACUCGUAUCAAAUCGAACCAAAAUAUCAAUGACCAAGAGUGGCAUGAAAUUACGAUUACAAGAUUGGGAAGUGGUGCAUCAAUCAGUAUCGCUACUCCGGGUCAAACAGACGAUGUUGUUGAGGGUACUUCAGAGUCUCCUACUGUCAUUUUUGAUCUUGCUGCAGAUUCAUCAUUUUUCUUUGGAGGUUUUCCAAAUGAUUUUGAUGAGGUACCCGAGAGCUUAUCGACAGCUUCAUAUCAAGGCACAAUACAAGAGAUGUAUUUUGAUGACCAUGUCAUUGGAUUGUGGAAUUUUGAAACAAUUAAAGGAAUUGAAGGUGUAACUCAGAGGCCAGUAAACAGUGAUGAAGCAACUUCAAAUAUUGGUCAGUUCAAUGGUGAUGCAUACCUGCUGCUUGGUACUAAGAGUCUUUCUACUAAUGAGAAGUUUGCUGUUAGCCUAGUUUUCAAAUCAAUUGCUGCAAAUGGGUUGCUGUUCUAUGCUGGAGAUGAAAACAGUUUCCUGUCUUUGUCCUUGAGGAGUGGCAAAGUAGUGAUGAAUUUUAUGAAUGGUGAAGGUGUGUCACUUGAGAUUGAAAGUGAUGAAACUUACAAUGAUGGCAAUGAAUACAAUGUGAUGGCCUUCAGAGAUGGCUUGGAAGGAAGGCUUUCAGUAGGGGCUGCAGAGAAAUUGGCAAGUGCACAAGGAACAUUGCCAUCAGAAGAAAGCAUCAAUGCUGUCAUUCAAAUUGGUGGAUUGGUUCAACCAUCGCAGUUUCCACAUAGUGAUGUAGUGAAUACUAAAGGCUUUUUGGGUUGCAUCAGAGACAUUAUAAUCAAUGGCAUAAGAAUGAUAAUUGAGGACAAUACAGGUUUAUCAGAGGGCUUUUAUUUUGGUUGUCAGCAUAGAGAAGUGCGAUUAAUUAACUUGCAACGAAAUGGCUUUGUUACAUUGUCUGAUCAUGUCAACUUAGGCCUUCAAUUUAAGCUUACUCUGAGCUUUCGUACUUAUGACAGUUCUGGCGUCAUCUUCAAUAUUGGUUCUGAGGACCUUUCAGCAAUCCUGCAAGAUAGCAUAUUGCAAGUUAAUGGCAAAGGAUCAUCAGACACGGUAUUUGCGUUGUCUGGUCAGAAGAAUGUAAGCGAUGGCAACUGGCAUGUGCUUACACUUGUAAAACAAAAUACAAGAUUGGCUCUCUAUGUUGAUGAUGUUGAGGUUGGUAAUUUUAACUCAGCGAGUACAUGGUCCAUCAGUGGUGGCCAACUUUCAUUUGGAAGCAACUCACAGAGCAAUGUUGGGUUUAUUGGUUGUGUAGCAGAUGUAAUAUUAGAUACAAGUCUUGUGAGUUUCUCUGAUAGAGUAGAUGAUGCCAAUGUUGAGUUUGGAUCCUGUGUACUAACUUUGCUUCUGGAACCAUCUAUAGUUACUACUACUCAACCACCUCUUAGUAAUAAAACGCUACUUUUGACAACUAAGCCAAUGCAGUUACAAACAUGUGCUCUUCAGCCUCCGAAAUCAGGUGAUGUUAUUGAUGUUGAUGAAGCAGAUAAAGGUGCUAUAAUGUUUAGUGGAUCAAGUCGUGUUGAGUAUGCAGAUGGAAAAGUAUAUGAUGAAACAAACCUCCGAAAAAGAGGUAUCCUGCAGUUUGAAGUGAAAACUACUGCAGAAGAUGCAAUGAUAUACUAUGCUGCUGAUAGGCGUGAAAUUGAUUUCGUUGGUGUUAACAUGGCAGAUGGAAAGAUUGUGUUCAGAUUUGAUUGUGGCUCAGGUGUAGGUAUCAUUGAAAGUGAAUCUGCAAUUAAUGACGGAAACUGGCAUUCUGUUCAAGUCAGUAGAAAUCUACAAAUUGGAGAAAUUUUUAUUGAUGGUGUAUUAGAAAGUCGAGGUGAAAGCCCUAGUACUGGAAAGUUCAUCAAUAAUUUAGGAAAACAAUAUGUCGGAGGCUUACCAGAUGAUCUAGAAGCAAAUGACAUGCCUGUUCGUGAAGGAUUUAUAGGCUGUAUGAAAAACAUGACCUUCGUUGUGGAUGGUGAAUAUCAUGACCUUGCUGAGGACAAAACAGAAUUUGGAAUUUCAGAAUGUCGUGGAUCAAUAGAGGAUGGUGCAUUUUUUAAUGAUGGCUACAUAAUCUUGCGUGAAGAAUUGAAUGUGUAUAGAAAGUUCUACGUGGAUUUUGAAUUCAAACCAAGAGUAACAGAUGGUGUGCUGAUGUCAAUCCGCACCAAACUAGAUUUCUUUGUUAUUGAGCUUGUAGGGGGCAUGUUGGUUGUUCGAGUUGAUAAUGGAAAUGGUCCGUUUAAUGCUACAAGUGACCAGACUGGUGUAUCCCUCUGUGAUGGCCAGUGGCAUUCUGUCAAUGUUGCAAAGCUAAGAUCAUUGGUGACAGUCAUGGUGGACAAUAUACCAGGUGUCGAUGGUCAAAGUGAUGGACAAACUACUGCAACUAACACUAAAGAUCCUCUUUAUCUUGGCGGUGUGCCAGAUGAUAGUAUGCAUGAUGGAAUUACUACUGACGGAGUAUUUGUUGGUUGCAUUAAAAAUGUCUUCAUUAAACAAAAUAUCGAGAAGCUCAAUGACAAGACUACAGGUGGAAAUGUACAAAACUUCUGUCCAAGGAACUAAACAGUCAACAUUUGCCAAGUGGUGUGUGUAUUGAUUUUUAAAUGGCCCUUUAAGUUUAGUAUUGAGUUGAAUAAGCUACUUUUGAAAAUAACAAUUAGGUUUUGGAAUUAUUAUUACUAGUUAUUAUUUCAUAGUUUAGAAUCGAGAAAAGUUCUCUCUGAUAAAGCUCUGUAACUGAAGGAACUUCCUGCAUUUUAGAAUCUUAGAAGACCUAAAUUUCAUUCCAAAUAAUUGGUUGUGUUUUUGCAUCCCCAUAAUUUUCCUCCGUAAAGGAUUUCUGUAAACUGUUUGGUGAAUAAUACUACAUUUGGUUUUCCACUGAGCCUUGUGUCAGGUAUGUGUAAUCACACUAUGAAGUUUAGUACAAAAUUUUAUUGAAAAACACUGGUCAGUAAUUUUCAGUAUUGCAACUGGGUGGAGAUUUUACCUCAUAUGAUAAAAAUGAUUCUUAUUGCAUGUAACAUAACACUUACAGUAGGCCUACCUCAAUCAAUGGUAAUUGUGAAAAUCAACAAAUUGGCUGCCAGUGUAACAAGAAUCCUAACCUCAAAUUCUUAGAUAUAAAUGAUGCUUUACAACAGCUAUCAGUUGCAUAUUAUUAUUAGAAUUAUUAUUUUAUAUGUUUUAAAACAUUUUAAAAUUUCUAAUGAUGAUUAUUGUGGAAAAUAGUACUUGCAGUUUAUUUUGUUGUAUUAUUGUGAUUAAAUAUUUAGUAUUACAAUUGUAAUUGCUAAUAACAUAUUUUUUAUGUAAUUUUAUUAGCAGGGUUUUUGAUUGCAACAUUCGAAAAACCUUGUUGAUGUGAUCAUACCAGAAGCCAUGGCAAUAGGAAUGUAUAGCAACUGGUGUUGAUGAAAUUGUAUUGACAACAUUCUUGAUGUGAUCAUACAAGAU
Anneissia japonica is the source of this 12263-nucleotide messenger RNA. Its product is annotated as laminin subunit alpha-like. The record is from RefSeq and is a predicted model, not a curated record. The transcript is spliced from 71 exons. NCBI's taxonomy places the organism in Eukaryota, Metazoa, Echinodermata, Crinoidea, Comatulida, Comatulidae. The coding region runs from base 99 to 11369 and encodes 3756 amino acids. Gene Ontology annotation, biological process: cell adhesion.